AUGCCCAACAGCAGCUCUGUGAGUGAGUUCCUCCUGCUGGCAUUCGCAGACACGCGCGAGCUGCAGCUCCUGCACUUUGCACUCUUCCUGGGCAUCUACCUGGCUGCCCUCCUGGGCAACGGCCUCAUCCUCAGCGCCGUGGCCUGCGACCACCACCUCCACACCCCCAUGUACUUCUUCCUCCUCAACCUCGCCCUCCUCGACAUGGGCUGCAUCUCCACCACUCUGCCCAAAGCCAUGGCCAAUGCCCUCUGGGACACCAGGGCCAUCUCCUAUCAAGGAUGUGUUGCCCAAGUACUUUUUUUAGUCUUCUUUUUUGAUGCAGAGUUUUCCCUUCUCACCGUCAUGGCCUACGACCGCUACGUUGCGAUCUGCAAGCCCCUGCACUAUGGGAGCCUCCUGGGCAGCAGAGCUUGUGCCCAGAUGGCAGCAGCUGCCUGGGGCAGUGGCUUUCUCAAUGCUGUCCUUCACACGGCCACUACAUUUUCCCUUCCCAUCUGCCAAGGCAAUGUUGUGGACCAGUUCUUCUGUGAAAUCCCCCAGAUCCUCAAGCUCUCCUGCUCAGAUUCCUAUCUCAGAGAAGUCUGGGCAAUUCUAUUUAGCAUUUUGAUAGCAUUUGGUUGUUUUGUUUUCAUUGUGGUGUCCUAUGUGCAGAUCUUCAGGGCUGUGCUGAGGAUGCCCUCUGAGCAGGGCCGACACAAAGCCUUUUCCAUGUGCCUCCCUCACCUGGUUGUCACCUCCCUGAUGAUCAGCACUGCCAUCUUUGCCUACCUGAAGCCCCCCUCCAUUUCCUCCCCAUCCCUGGACCUGGUGGUCACACUUCUGUACACUGUGGUUCCUCCAGUAGCAAACCCACUCAUCUACAGCUUGAGGAACCGGGAACUAAGGGAUUCCAUCAGGACUCUACUUGAAUACACACAUCGUCAGCAAAUUCACCUAUAAUACUAUGCCUAAUAUUAGAAAUCUCAGCUAUUCUCAGAAAGAAAAUAAUAUGAUGUCUUCUAUUAUUAAAUGUCUGUAUUAUUAUUUUCUCUCAUUAUUACACAUUUGA
Anas platyrhynchos (mallard) is the source of this 1051-nucleotide messenger RNA. Its product is annotated as olfactory receptor 14C36-like. The record is from RefSeq and is a predicted model, not a curated record. Gene Ontology annotation, molecular function: olfactory receptor activity. Lineage: Eukaryota; Metazoa; Chordata; Aves; Anseriformes; Anatidae. Gene Ontology annotation, cellular component: membrane. Gene Ontology annotation, biological process: G protein-coupled receptor signaling pathway.